UCCUCCUCCUCCUCCUCCUCCUCCUCCUCCCGCCCCUCUCCCGCCAUUCCCUCUCUCCAUGGCUCCCUUAGCAGAUCUCUACCAGCUCACCAUGGCUUACGGGCACUGGCGGGCGGGCCGGGCCCAGGCUCCCGCCGCUGCCGAACUUUUCUUCCGCCGCGGUCCGUUCGGGGGGGUCCUGGCCUUGGCUGCCGGGCUGGCCCAGGGGCUCCGCUGCCUCCGCGCAUUCCGCUUCUCCGCUGCCGAUGUCGCCUACCUGCGCUCCGUCCUGCCCAGCACCACUGAGGACGCCUUCUUUGACUUCUUGGCCACCUUGGAUGCCUCAGAGGUGACAGUGUCCGCCGUGCCCGAGGGCUCCGUCGUCUUCGCCAGGGUCCCCUUCCUGCAGGUGAAAGGUCCACUGCUGGUGGUGCAGCUGCUGGAGACCACGUUGUUGUGUCUGGUCAACUAUGCCAGCCUGGUGGCCACCAACGCCGCUCGCUUCCGACUUCUUGCUGGCCCGGACGUGAAGCUGAUGGAGAUGGGGCUCCGUCGUGCUCAGGGGCCUGAUGGUGCCCUUUCAGCCUCCAAGUACUCCUACAUUGGGGGCUUUGAUUCCACCAGUAACAUCCUGGCGGGGAAGCUCUACGGCAUCCCAGUGCGGGGCACCGUGGCCCAUUCCUUCAUCAUGUCCUUCACGUCCCUGGAGGAGGUGCAGCCCCGGGAGCUGUCACCACUGGCAGGAGGACAACCAGUGGAUUUCCUGGCCCUGGCCGUGUCGUGGCUGCAGCAAGUCUGCGAGCUGCUGCAGACCCCUCCUGAGAAGGUGAACCAGGGUGAGCUGGCUGCCUUUGUGUCCUAUGCCAUCACCUUCCCAAAGGACUUCCAAGGGCUGCUGGACACCUACUGCGUCAGGAGGAGUGGUUUGCCCAACUUUUGUGCCGUGGCACUGGCCCUUCACCAGUUGGGGUACAGGGCCAUCGGGGUACGCCUGGACAGUGGGGACCUGGCCCAGCAGUCCAAGGAAAUCCGCCAAGUGCUCCGAGCUUGUGGUGCACGCUUCCAGGUGCCUUGGUUUGAGAGCAUCCCCAUUGCUGUCAGCAAUGACAUCAGCGAGCAGAGCCUGGAGGAGUUCUGUCGGGAGGGGAAUGAGAUUGACAUGAUCGGCGUCGGGACCAACCUGGUGACAUGUCCCCUGCAACCAUCUCUGGGCUGUGUUUACAAGCUGGUGGAAGUCAAUGGCUCCCCAUGCCUGAAGCUCACAGAGGAUGAGGAGAAGAUGACAAUCCCAGGGAUUAAGAUGAUCUAUCGUCUCUAUGAUGCUGCUGGUCACCCUUUCAUGGACCUUAUGGCCCUAGAGGAGGAGGCUUCACCAAGUGCAGGGCAGGAGCUGGUGGUCCAUGUCUUGGGGCAGCUUGGUGAGACCAGCAAGGUCAUGCCCACCACCGUGGAGCCCCUCCAUCGCACCUACUUCAGAGAUGGCCAGGUUUGUGAGCCACUGCCCAGCCUGCCAGAGGUGAGGAGCCAUGCACAAGUGUCCCUCAGCCGGCUCAGCCCUGCUCAUCGCCGGCUCCACGAGCCACAGCCCUACCCGGUGGCCUUGACAGAGAAGCUGCACCAUCUCCUCACCAAGCUGCAGCAGGCCAGCCAGUGAGAGGGUCCCUUUUGUCCCCCUCUGCCCAAGCACCACAGAAUCCCCCUGCCUGGGGCCAGCUCUUCCUCCACGCUCAUUUGAAGAACAAGUGACUAAUUGGGAAUCAGUGGCUCUUAAUGACCUUGCUGGUGGUGAUCCGAGGGUCCUGCAAGAACUGGAGACGUUCCCGGGUGGAGCUGGGAGGCAGCUGUCCCAAUGUCCUCUGGAAGUGAUGGUCCUGUGCUACCUUCCUCAGUGGCCCUGCCAGCUCUGCACCUUCUGCUGUAGCAGCUCUGUCACCCUUG
This is a messenger RNA of Calypte anna (Anna's hummingbird), 1917 nucleotides long. It is a transcript of the gene NAPRT, whose product is annotated as nicotinate phosphoribosyltransferase. The transcript has 13 exons. Gene Ontology annotation, biological process: NAD+ biosynthetic process. Bases 59 to 1633 code for a protein of 524 amino acids. The record is from RefSeq and is a predicted model, not a curated record. Gene Ontology annotation, molecular function: nicotinate phosphoribosyltransferase activity. Lineage: Eukaryota; Metazoa; Chordata; Aves; Apodiformes; Trochilidae.